Messenger RNA from Schistosoma spindalis, 1330 nucleotides. The record is from the annotation of a GenBank genome assembly. NCBI's taxonomy places the organism in Eukaryota, Metazoa, Platyhelminthes, Trematoda, Strigeidida, Schistosomatidae.
AUGAAGCAAGUACCUAUUAUUCAAGAUUCAUCCGAUGAGUUCGAAAUAAAUAGUGUCAGACCUUCAAGCUCAUCCAAUGAAACUAUUCAAGCCCCUUCAACUGAUUGCUCAAAGAUUUCAUUUUCUUUGCCUCCCGCGAGCAAAUGUAUUUCAGGAUCUAGUUCUUCCAUACAUAAACUCCCAUUUGAUGUGAUUCUAGAAAUUUUCAAGCUUCUUCCAGCCUCCGACUUAUUGCACAAUGUUCCGGCUGUCUGUCAGUUGUGGUAUCAUGUGUCUUUGACCCCUGUUCUUCGCACCCGCCUUGUGUUACGACGUCAGAUACCAGCCGAAUUAAUUGUCAAAGCUAUUUCCAGUCGGCCGAUGCUUCGAGUUCUACGAUGUCUGGCACUUAAACAUGCGGAGUCUGUACUGCCGGAUGCUAUUAAACUUUGUCCUUUGCUUACAUGUCUUAAUAUAGGGUUUAGCACCUUGAGCGAGCGAGCAACAACUAUCCUCGUCAAUAAUCUCCCACCAACAUUACUGCAUCUCAACGUUGAAGGUGUAAAUAAUAUACAGAUUGAUUUCAUUACUACUUUAGUACUUAGGUGUCCAAAGUUAGAAGCACUCAAUCUGUCACAUUGUGUUUCAGUAUGUGAUACAUGUGUAAAAGUAAUUUCAAGUGGACUACACAAUCUACGCCGUCUUAACUUGGAUGGUGUUCUUUGGAUUACAGACACCGGUGUUUUACAUCUGGCCGACAGUGAAGCUGUGCGUAAUGGUAACCUUGAUGCAAUAUGGUUGGAUGGUUUUGAACUUUCAAAUUCCGGAUUAAAUGAAUUCAUUAUUCGAUUGGAAUGUGCUACGAAACGGAUAUUAGACGUUGAAGAUCUUGUAAAUCCAGAAAUUGGACACCGUAUAAUUGGAAUUCAACAACUGUGGAUUAGCUUUUGUGAUCAUGUUGAAGAUGAAGCAGUUAAAUCCAUAGCUAACCUUUCAAAUCUUGUCGCCCUUACAUUGCGGAAAACUCAUCAAGUCAGUCCUACCGGUUUGAGUUCAUUAUUUGUCUCCAAAAGUUUAAGUCCUUUGGACCAUCAAUUAAAGUUGAGGUAUCUUGAACACUUGGAUUUAAGUGAAGCUCCUGGUUUGAAUGAUUCAGUAGUGAUGGAUAUUUGUAGUUGCUGUGGUAAUCGCCUACGCUUUCUUACCUUAAACUGGUGUUGGGAAGUUACUGAUAUUGGUGUGAACCAAAUAAUUGAAAUAUGCAGUUCUUUACGCCAGCUAAGCCUUAUUGGGAAUUCUGUUAUUCAAGGAAAAGCAUUUGCUGAUAUCCCGUUAAAGGUACCUCAUUUAG